Kockovaella imperatae is the source of this 897-nucleotide messenger RNA. RefSeq names its product coagulation factor 5/8 type domain-containing protein. NCBI's taxonomy places the organism in Eukaryota, Fungi, Basidiomycota, Tremellomycetes, Tremellales, Cuniculitremaceae. The transcript has a single exon. The record is from RefSeq and is a predicted model, not a curated record. Bases 1 to 897 code for a protein of 298 amino acids.
AUGUUCUCCCUCCUCGCUCUCCCACUUCUAGCUGUAGCAGCUGCAGUCCCCGUCAGCAGGCAGGACAGCGGCGGUGUCAAGGAGCUGUGGCUCUUCAACGAUAUUCGAGUCUCCGAUGCCAACGCUAUCAAGACUGCCGGCUAUGACACCGUGAUCAUGUUUCAACUGGGCAUCUUUGCCAAUGCUUCGCUCGCUUACUAUGGAGACGAGAAGGGUCAGAAUGACAACCCCGUCCUGCUGGUCGACGGAGGUGUCUACGUCGAAGACAUUGGGCUCGCCGACAUUGUCACCGGCUACAAAACCGGCACUACUACCAUCGACAGGACCGAGAUCACCAUCGUCUCUGGCAAUGUGUUCUGGCAACGAAUCCAAGCCAUGGUCGAGGCCAAUGGAACUGGCCCAGACACCGCACUCUACCAGAACUUUGCAGCCUUGAAGACCGCCUGGAACUUAGAUGCCAUCAAUGACGACGAUGAGGAGAACUAUGACGUCUCGAGUACCGUUGCCUUUGCCCAGAUGCUGGGACAGAUCGGGUACAAGUUCACCACGGCUCCUUACACCAACACAUUCUUCUGGGCACAAGUUGGACAGGGCAUCAAUGAUGCAAACCUUUACGACCGAUCCUAUCUCCAAUGCUAUGAUGGAGGGGAGGGUAAUGACCCGGGACUUUGGGCUUUCGAGGUCGGCAUGCCACAAGUGCCCCUGCUCUGGGUCACCAACACCGACAAGCCACAGGAUGGUAACACCCCGGCUCAGGUUCAAUCUCAGAUGCAACAGUGGAAAGACACGUAUGGGUCCAACAUUGCUGGGGGAGGAUUGUGGAACGACUAUGACAUUUACUACAAUAACAAUUCAUAUCAAACCUACGCACAGGCUUUGGAAGCCGUGUUUGGCUAG